Messenger RNA from Cydia pomonella (codling moth), 5330 nucleotides. RefSeq lists its product as uncharacterized. Gene Ontology annotation, biological process: cell surface receptor signaling pathway; adenylate cyclase-activating G protein-coupled receptor signaling pathway. NCBI's taxonomy places the organism in Eukaryota, Metazoa, Arthropoda, Insecta, Lepidoptera, Tortricidae. Gene Ontology annotation, cellular component: membrane. The record is from RefSeq and is a predicted model, not a curated record. Gene Ontology annotation, molecular function: G protein-coupled receptor activity.
AUGGAUGAAGAGAAACACAAGCUAACAGCAGAAGAGAUCAAAGUAGAAGAAAUAUAUGAGAAAACUACCACUAGAGACGAAGACGGACGUUACAUAGUAGAUCUGCCAAUGAAACACGAGCCACCAGUUCUUCCAUCUAACAGCCGAGAGAUUGCACUGAAGCGCUGGAAGUCUACAGAGAACAGACUUAAAAGUAAACCUCACCUAUUAGAAGAAUACAACAAAGUUCUAGAAGAGUACAUGACGCUAAACCACAUGAAGAAAAUAGAAACCAAAGAUGAAGAAGAAAAUGGCGUGUGGCUCCCCCAUCACGCUGUGAUUAAAUUGGAGCGAGAAACGAGCAAAUUAAGGGUAGUCUAUGAUGCUUCAUGCAAGGGAAGCAACGGGGUAUCCUUGAAUGACGAGUUAUUAAUCGGACCCCCAUUGUUAGAAGAUCUACGAGUCAUUCUCAUUAGAUGGAGAACAUACAAGAUAGCAUUUGUUGCCGACGUGGAGAAGAUGUAUAGACAGAUACGAGUAAAAGAUGAACACACAAAUUACCAGAGAAUUGUAUGGAGACCAGAUCCAAAGGGACCCAUUGAAGACUUCAAACUCUUAACUGUUACAUUCGGAACAUCCUGUGCGCCUUAUCUGGCAAUAAAAACUUUAAGGCAAACAGCAAAGGAUGAAGGAUCGGACUACCCAGAAGCUCAGAAGAUGAUACUACGAGAUUUCUAUAUGGAUGAUUUGCUCUCAGGUACAGACGAAGAAAAAGAGGCUAUAGAAAUUCAAAAACAAGUUACACAGAUUUUAAUUUCUGGAGGAUUCACACUAAAGAAGUGGUGUUCGAAUAGCGAAGAGUUUAUGACAGCAUUAGACAAGCAAGAAAAGAGAGAAGAAACGCAGACAGUCGAAAUAAAACGCAAAGAGAGCGUGAAAACAUUAGGUAUAAUAUGGGAAGUUAAGGAAGAUAAGUUGUUCAUACCUAAUCAUAUCAAAGAUUCCCAUGACACACCUAUGACUAAAAGAAGCGUUUUAUCUGAGAUAGCAUCAAUAUUCGACCCAAUGGGAUGGAUCGCUCCAAGUGUCAUACUAGCAAAGAUAUUUAUGCAAGUUUUGUGGAAAAAAGGCAUUUCGUGGGAUGAAGAACUUCCGGCAGAACUACAAAAAGAGUGGUCACAGUAUAAGAGAGAACUGCCAGCUUUGAAAGGUGUCAGCUUAGAUCGAUGGAUGCACACUACGAGUAAAUCAACUCUUGAACUGCAUGGAUAUGCAGACGCUUCAGCAUUAGCUUAUGCGGCAGUUAUAUACUCGAGAGUUAUAGACGAAGAAGGAGAAAUUAAAGUAUCCCUCGUGACAGCAAAAACAAAAAUCUCGCCGAUUAGAAAAGUUUCCUUACCCCGUUUGGAAUUACUGGCUGCUACAUUAUUGAGUAAACUUUUGAAACAAGUAGCUGAGUCACUACAUGUGCAUCUUGACAACGUAUACGCUUAUUCAGAUAGUCAAGUGACUUUGGCUUGGAUACACGGAGAUCCAAUGAAAUGGAAGCCUUUUGUAAAGAAUAGAGUCAUAGAAAUCACGCAGAUACUCGAUGCUAAUCACUGGUUCUAUGUAAACACUAAGCAAAAUCCUGCUGAUCCUGCUUCAAGAGGAGUUAUGCCUUCCAAACUAAUGUCCACAGAGAUAUGGUGGAACGGAUCUGCAAUGCUGAAAGAGAAAGAAAUAAGAUUAGAAAAAGGAACUCCACUAGAUACAGCAAUAGAAAAGAGAAAGAAUAUAGACAUCAUCGUCAUCAUUUUUUAUUUUAUUUCAGACAACCGCCAAAACGACCUGGUCCGCAUUGUGUUCUUCGCGUUCGACCGCCUAGAGGAGAUCCUGCCGCCCACCUUCGGCGUCAAGACUGCGCCUUACAGUAGCUUCCUCUCCGAUGCGUCUGCUUCGACGGCCACCAGUAUGAACUCUGAACGGGAAAAGAGGAAUGUUACUAGGGUAUUGAACUCUAAGGUGAUAUCAGCCAGUCUUGGCAACGGACGUCACAUCCAACUUUCUCAGAUGGUGCGGCUAACUAUGAAACAUCUGAAGACUGAAAACGUUACAAACCCCGCCUGCGUUUUCUGGGACUACACUUUGCAUGGCUGGUCCCCCGAAGGCUGCCAAGUAGAAUGGACAAACACGACCCACACCGGCUGCGCCUGCUCGCAUCUCACCAACUUCGCCAUCCUCAUGGAUGUCCACGGUGUUUCCAUCGGAGCCAAACACGAGAUGGCCUUGAGACUUCUUACGUUCAUUGGUUGUGCUAUCUCUGCUGUGGCUUUGCUGGCUGCUAUUAUUGUGUUUCAGUGCUUCAGAAAUAUGAAGUCUGACCGAGUGCUAAUCCACAAGAACCUCUGCGCUUGUCUUCUCAUUGCGGAAGUUGUCUUCAUGUGCGGGAUCGACCAGACGCAGGACCGAGUGUUAUGUGGUAUCAUAGCUGGUUUACUGCACUACUUCUUCCUCGCUGCCUUCGCCUGGAUGUUUCUAGAAGGGUUCCACCUGUACGCCAUGCUAGUGGAAGUGUUCGAGCCGGAGCGGCCGCGCGCGCGCUGGUACAUGGCGGGCGCGUACCUGGCGCCUGCUCUCGUGGUGCUGGCGUCUGCCGCCGCCUUCCCCGGCUACGGCACGCCGCAGCACUGCUGGCUGUCCACUGAUAGACUCUUCGUCAUGAGCUUUGUUGGCCCAGUGGCUUUAGUACUUACGGCCAACUGGAUAUGCUUGAGCAUGGUGAUUUACAUGAUGUGCCAUCAUUCCACCGUCUCCAUUAAGGCGAAAGAAAACUCCAAGCUGUACAAGAUCAGGGUAUGGCUGAACAGCUCCCUAGUCCUGGCCUUCCUGCUGGGACUGACUUGGACCUUCGGGCUCCUGUACCUGAACGAGCAGACAGUGGGCGUGGCCUACGCGUUCACGAUCCUCAACUCGCUGCAGGGGCUGUUCAUCUUCAUCUUCCAUUGUUUGCAGAAUGAGAUUUUCCAGAAGGAGUGCGCGCGGCUGGGCCGGCGGCACCGCUGGCUGGCGUGCUGCGCCGCGCUGGCGCCCGCGCCGCCGCCCGCCGCCUCCAGCGGCCACGUCGACACGCGCCAGGGCAGCGUCAAGAGCCGCCGCUACCACCAGAGCGCCGCCGCGGACACCGACGAUGCCGUGGACCCGAGGGACGUUACGAACACUUCUUCUAAGCACUAUCCAAGCGGCACGUCGACGCUGCCGCACCACGACCCGCUGCCGCACCAGCCGGGCGCCCUGCACGCGCCCCACGACGACUGCGAACGCCCGCGCGCGCGCCGCCCUCCCCCGCGCCACCAGGCCGACGCCGGCCCGCUGCACCACCAGGGCUACAACACCACCCGGAGCUACAACCACGACUUCAGGAACCCGCACGUCUACAUGUCCCAGCACUCCCCCGGCAGCCAGGAGAUGAUCUUCCGCAAGCAUUACAAAGACGAGAACAGACGCAAGCACCACCACCAUCACGGCAGCCAGAAUAUCAACCAUACCUAUUCAGAAAUAGCCUCCCAACAGGGAAGAAUAUACAGACGCGGCUCGGAGCAAGAGUUCCGCGUCAUCCAAGACGAUCCAGUGUAUGAAGAAAUCGAAAGGAACGAGACUCUAAUGUCGGAUAUGUCCGAUGAUAAUUCCGGCCCGGACAACUGCAGACAAAAUCCGGGCCACCACGGGUCUUCGAGCUCCAAGUUCUACGGGGACCACCGGCCUUUGAUCUCAUACAGCCCGGGAGAAAGGCAUCACCAUGACCCGGAGCAUUAUGCGAAGUAUGGCAAAUGGGAUACAAUAGAGCGAGCUUACGAUCCGAGACACGCCUAUGAGAGCGGAAGGCUGAUGCACCCGGCGUACCACCAGCCUCAAGAAAAUAAUAUGAGGGCUCUGGCAGCGGUCCUUAAUGGAGAAAACAAUGUUGUCUGCCAUUUAGAGCCACACAAUUCCUACGACGUUUACCAACCGCAGGCAGGCAAUCCGAGGACUGUCUCCCAACCGAGUUUCUAAGGACUAAGUUGAAAUAAAGCCCAGUGAUCGAACGAAAAGAUUGGAACUGACUGUGUCAAUCUCGGACGUAUGUUUCAGUGUUAGUGAUAGACUCUUGAGUGAGUGUACAGAUAUAGCUGGUGAUUUUUUCUAUGGACGUAGUAUAGAGAAAGAUCUAGCGCAUAAAUAGCGUUUAUGUAGGAACUUGCCAUAAUGCGGACUUUAAAAUAACAUAUAUUUAUAGACGGUUAGAUUGUAAACGUAACUUUAAAUCACUUUUUCCACUGUGAUUCCUAUUUCAAGAUAACGGCUCAAGUUCAGUGUUACGACCAUAUUUUUCUUUGUAUGGCGGAUUUAAAUAGCAAUUUUGUAUAUACGACUCUUAGCGUUAGUGCUAGGCUCUUAGUACUUCCAGUGUGUCCUUAAUAUUUCUAUCUGUCGACUUUCCUUUACGAAUCAUGGCAUUUCAUUGAGUACGUUUGCGAGAUUUAUGUAGGUACGAAAAUCUGUGAUGUUUCCUUUUUUUACGCUUUAGAUUAGGGCUCGCUGUCUCGAAUAAUAUGUAAAAUUCACUGCCAUAACUUAUUAUUACUAUGGUUUAACUUAUUUUUGUGACAUAUAAUUUUAAUAAUAAAGUUAUCCUCUGGCAGAUAUAUUUGUACGUAUUGCAGCUUUGUAUGUUUUAUUUUUCGAAAUAUUUCAAACAAUCCAUCCAACCUAUUAUAGACUGACACCACCUCGAUGUUGUGCACUUUUCUGUACAUUAGAACUUAGUGUUAUAAUACUUAAAAAUAACAAUAAAAUAUAUUAUUUCUACAUAAGUAGAUUUAAUUUUAAUGCCAUGAAUGAAAUUGUUAAUUUUUACCGUAAAACUAAAGGUUAAGGAAUUGUUUCAUAGAAUUGAUACAAGUACAAUAAUAUAACUAACUGUACCCUUGAUUUCUUGUAUAUUUUGGAUCGAUUAAGCAAUAUAUUAGACUGAAGUAUUUAAUAAAUAUUUGGCCAUUUUUUACUACUGUAUAACAACGUAAUUAUUGUAAUUGUAACAUUUAUAUCAUUUUAGCGAGGCCAAAAUUUAUGAAAUACUUUUUUGGAAAAUACGAAAGAGUGGGGUGUAUUAUUUUUUGUAUUGGUUAUAUACUAGUCCACCUUCACCACUCUUAGAUACACGACUUGUACAUUUCGUCAUGUGUAUUUCUGUUAUAUUUUUUGUUUUGAUUGUAUUUUAAUAACGUUGACGAGUAUAUUAAUGUAAAGUAGGAAAACAAAAAUGUGUAAAUAAUUUAAAGUUUAUAUAAUAAAGAGUGGUUGUUCUCAGAGGAUAUCCACAAGGGAAAUUA